UGCAACACAUCAGGAAAUACAGCAUCCUCCAUUCUCUCUCUUACUCCUGCUUUUUCAGCACCCACCUUCUCAUCAUCUCAGCCCUCAUUCUUUUCUUUUCUUCUCCCUCAUAAAAGGGGAAAGGAAAAAUAAAAAAAAAACAAAGAACUGUCAAGCCUAAAUAUUUAUAGAGGGGGGAGACAUCAGAUCAGAUAAUAACAAGGCCUGCUCUUUCCCAUCCAUAUCCUAUUCCUAUGUCCUCAGCAGGAGGGGCAAAAAUAUAGAAGGAAGAUGGAAAAGAGAGAAGAAAACUCCAUAUAAACAAAGAAAGAAAGAAGAGUCCACACAACCACAGCCACACCACCCACCCAUUCUUCCUUCUCUUCUCUCUCAUCCCAGUAAUGGCCCAGCUGGACCAAAAUUUAUGUGUGUGUUGAAGAAAAACCCAAAAAGGAGAGAGAAUGGGAAAACAAUGAAAGAAAGAAAGAAAGAAAGAGGAGAUGUCUUCAAAUGUCCUCCAACCAAAUCCACCUCACCUCACCUCACCUCAUGCUCCUAAAUACACAAUUCACAUUUCCCAUUUCACACACAACACACACCUCCUUAAAGCUAUUACGUUGCCAGAAAUACCCUUCUGCAACCCCCCAAAAAAUCCCCAUCUUCAUCACUAGUUCACUGUCUCUCAUCAAAAGAACACACACCCAAAAAAUGAUCAUACUUCUACUACUACUCCUACUACUUCUACUAAAGUAUACAUCAUUUUUCCCGAAUUAUGUGGGCUUUUUGGGCUUUGUCUUGGUCAGAGCUUAUUCACAGAGAAAACAGCAAACCAAGCCAGAACCUUCUCACCCUCCUAUCAUCAAUACCCCCCUCCCUUUCUCCCUAUUUUAUGUCUUUAGCUUACCUUUCUUUCCUUCCUUACACGAGUUGUGUAGUAUCAUUUCCUUUCUUUUGUCCUUAUCUCUUGCUAGUUACUACUACUUCUCCUUUCUUUUCUUCCUUGGUCUCAUAAAUAUUCUUUGUUUCAUCUUUAACCGUCUAGCCUCUUUCUGGGCUAUACAUAUUUCUCGCCACAGCUUCCGUGGUUCAAUUGAUCAUUUUCAAGAUCAGAACUUUUUCUCUGGCAGAGGGUUGUUUUGAAAUUCUCUGUGAUCUGAUGUCUAAGAAGGCGAAAAGGGUUGCAGGAGAAACAUCCCUUCCUCCAUAUGGUGGUGGUGGUAUCUAUGAGGACCCCAAGACCAGGCUGAAACAUCAGGCUCUCUUGCAGGACUAUCAGGACUUGCAGAAGGAUACAGAUGACCUGAGAAACAAAUUUGACGCUGCAAAACAAAGGAAGCUGAGAUUAAUGGCUGAAGUUCGGUUUUUACGACGGAGACACAAGUAUCUAUUGAAGAUGAAGUUGUCGAACCGCUUGCAAGAACCGCCAUUGAAUGUAGAGAAGCAACACAACUUGAAUGGUAAGGGUCGCAUUUCGCAGAAGAGGGAAACUGCUUUGUUUAAGUUGCCUCCUCUUCCAAAACCCAAACCCAAAGGAAAGACGCACUCUGGGAAGGAAGCCGCUAUGAGAAAUAUCACUCCAAUACUUGAUUUGAACCGUAGGCAGACAUUAGAUAGUGGAAAGGAAGCUAACCUUCGUAGUUCAACUCCAGUUUCAGAGUUGAACCUCAGAAAAAGGAUAGCCAGUGGCACAGAAGCUUUAGUUCCAAACUCGGAAGCAGCAAUCAACUUGAACAAAAUCCAAAAAAUGCAGGUGGCAAAUGAUGUUACUGCCUUUGCAAGCAGAAGACAGCUAUUUGAUUUGAAUCAGGAUACCAGUCUUAUUAAUGGCACUAGUCUUGGUGAUAAAGAAGCUACAAUUUGUAGUCGAGCUCCAACCUUUGACUUGAAUGAGAUAUCGACCGAGGAAGAAGAACCACAGAAUAAUUACGAACCUUCAAAUGGGGAGAGUAAGGUAGGUUCGAUGAGAGGUGGAAAUGAAGAGCAGUCUAAUGACCUCAAGUUAUCUGUGUGUAGAAAUGUUGGGGAAGGUUCAUCUCGAAUUGGGAAGCGAAAAAUCUCGUGGCAAGACCCUGUUGCUUUGAGGGUUUGAAUGCUCGGCUUGUGAAAUACUGUAGAAGAUCAACAUAGCAUUAGCUAGUGGGCUUAGGAAAAUCUUGCCCUGCUGCAAUAGCCAAUAUGGAAAAUAGCAGCAAGGCUCUUAGACAAUGUAGUUAUGUUUUCCUCCUCUGUAAAGGAAAAUUAGUUUUACAUACAGAUACCUGUCAUGUAUGUCAUAUAUAUGUGUAAUAGAUGCUACAGAUGGAUUAUGAUAAGGCGAUAUAUGGCUUUUGCUUAGAUUUUGUAAAAUGUCCGUUGCUGGUUUGACUGAGGAAGCAAGGAAAGUUUUGAGUCUUGCUUAAUCUAGUUCCAGAAGGUGUCCAGAUUUACCUCCUCGUUCUCUAUUCCUUUCUGGUACAUCAACUCUGGAAAUCGAAGAAAAUUAAGGUCUUGCUUUCC
Molecule: messenger RNA, 2475 nt
Organism: Coffea eugenioides
Lineage: Eukaryota; Viridiplantae; Streptophyta; Magnoliopsida; Gentianales; Rubiaceae
Exons: 4
Coding region: 1136-2068 (310 amino acids)
Source: RefSeq, a predicted model, not a curated record